Letharia lupina is the source of this 1173-nucleotide messenger RNA. RefSeq lists its product as uncharacterized. The transcript is spliced from 5 exons. Bases 1 to 1173 code for a protein of 390 amino acids. NCBI's taxonomy places the organism in Eukaryota, Fungi, Ascomycota, Lecanoromycetes, Lecanorales, Parmeliaceae. The record is from RefSeq and is a predicted model, not a curated record.
AUGCAAAUUCCCGAAUCUGUUGUGGGCGAUUCUUCUGAUGAGAUUACGACGGAGGAAAAUCUACAAGCAGUCUACUUCAACAAGACUAGGAGCGAACGUUUCAGCAGCGUUGCAAGUACCACAUGCUGGGAUGAGCUGAACAUUUCCGGCUAUCUUGCGGAAUGGAAUCGGACCGUGCCCACUAUCAACAAUCUUUUCAGCUCGUACUAUGCUGCCUUACAAAGCGGUGACAUUGAUGGAAGCGACUCAGAAUACGCAAAACUUCAUCAGAUCCUUGCCGGAUAUGAGUUUGGGGCGGUACUCAACAAUGGCAACGUACUGAAGGCAUUGUUGGCUGGAUUACCAUUCUGGGGGAUACCGUCAGUCUUAGCAAGCGGACCACAACGGAUCAAUCCGGAUGUCAAUGUCGCUGCGGUACAGGCUUUCACACAGAGCCUUCAGAACACAGAAGCAGUCAGCUCCAUCUUGUUGGGUUCACCAUAUAACAUCAGCGAUUACAUGACCACAGAGACUGAUUUGGCCAACAUGACUGCUUGUACUGGAUAUAUGCUACAGUCAGCUCUCAGCCUUAUCAUGAGCGAUGUGCCAACAUUCACUUCCUGGGCUGCCCAUGGGCUUUACUCUGGUCCUACCUCCUUUAAUCUCCCGCAGCCAGCUGCCGGCAUAACAUCCGCUUUCACAACCUACUUGGUCGGCGAAACCCUGUCGCAGUCCCACUUCUCUGCAACACCCACGACGAAGACUUUCUUCAAAGAGGUCUUCCAGCACAGCCGCACAUGCACAUCUCUCGGCGAUGUCUGCAAAGACCACAACGACAAAGCUUUCUACUGGAGUCAAGUCACCCAGAUGCAGUAUGAAAUCAACGAGCCCGACCACUGGGUGCUGUUUUCGGGGAGGCUACCUGUAAUAGAGGAAGUCGGGUACGAGGCAACUGCAUAUGGUCUGUUGGAAUACAUUGAAACGUCGAAUGUGGACAUGUCAGUGCUGUUUGACGGCGCUUAUGACUGCACUUUGGAGGGCAAGGCUGGAGGUUCGGCGGUCAAUAUCGAUGCGGACGGCUCGUUGGAUGUCGCUUGCCUGUCAUCGUUACCGAUCUACCUGUCGAAGGGCUCCUCUUGUCCUGCCGGCGCGGUGCAAGUCGGUGGAAAGUGCCCGUUUGGCUUCCAAGGGUAG